CUCAGCUGUUAGUAGCUGUUUGACAGUGGCAUAAGACAGAACGGUGUUCCUCUCGAGUGCAACCUUCUGACCGCAGAGAGUAAUCGCAGAGUUAGGUCGAAACGGCCUAAAAGCUAACAUUAAAAAACACUUUUUCGGGCCUAACAAAUCCUUGCAAAAGUAAAUAGCACUCAUGAGGGCUCUGGGUGGGCUCAACCUGCUUUUGGCCAUUGCUAUUUGUCAGGGUUACCAGGCGUACCAACGGUCUAGUUCCAGGUCUAGCUCGUCCGCAUUCUACGGCGAUGAACAGUCCUCACCAACUGUGCCACAUCUCAAUUCCUGGGCCUCAGCCCAUUUCAAAGAGGUGCGACAGAUGGCUAACCAACUUAAGCAAAAAUUCAACGUUCUUUCCCAGGGAUCUACAGUUUUUGGGUAUUUACCGCCAUGGACUGCUUCUAUUUUAGAUUUAAGCAAAAGAAGCGCUCACGAGCUAGAUGAAUUAAGUUUUAAAAUCAGCCAGCAGUUGGUCUUGGAUAUGCGACAGGGCAAUAUUGCGUACAGUACUAUAGCGCAACCAAACUUUUUUGAAGCAAAGGCAGCCGAACUGCUUGAGCGCUACGCUGAGAGCGAGAGCGUCAACUUACAAAAGACUGUAGGUCUUGGUUCUUUUCAACCUGUGGACUUCAGCGAAUACGAUGAGGUGAAGAACUACGCAUAUCCCGCUGAGGUGAAAGUUUUUGAAGGGAAGACCUAUUUGGUGCAUAGAAAUUGCACUGAAACGACUACAGUGCCGGAACAAGGUGUUUUGGGUCAAACGAAACAUACGUUCCUCGACAAUAAACAGACAUCUAUUCCAUUCGGUAGCAGUAUGACCACAUUGACGCAAAAAAAAACUAUCCGUGACUGGGUAAGGGAGAACAUGGAGCCAAGUGUGAUUGGCUACAAUUCCGUGGUUAAUGUGGAUGGUCACCAGAAGAACAGCGCUUAUAAUCAAAUUGCCACUGCAUUUCCUCAAUUCAGUUCAGAUAUGAUAAUACACAAAUUUAACAAAACGAUUACCACGAAUUUGGAUGGAACUAGUACCGUGGAUGGAUCGGAGUCGCAGCAGCGCUGGCAGGACGGAAAGUUGGUGUUUGAUAGACAAAAUCCAAUAAGCCAAAAAACGGUAUCGAGUGACGAGCAGUGGCAGCGCGAAGAGCGUGAAAGGCUCUUUUGGUAUCUAACUACACCGCAACAAAUCGUCGAUUGGCAUCAACAGCAAGAGGAGCGCAUGCUAGGCGUUGUUCAUCGCUAUCGGAUAAGUCUUGCUAUGCUCAAAGAGUUCCAUCGGCGGGAGCUGGCGCGCUACCAGGCUCUGUUGGAACAAGACCAGUCUCAUGCUCAAAAUAUAAGCAAUUGGGAACGGCAGGAGCGCGGUCGCCUGGACUGGCUGAUCCAGCAGAACUGUUUUACUUCCCAAGACCUUGAGCGCUGGCAGAACGAAAAUAACGGGAAGCUUUCCCAGAUUGCCCAACUGCACGGACUUAGUCGGAACAAGUUCCAAAAAUGGCAGCGCGAGGAGCUGCAACGUAUUCAUGCUCACUUAAACCAGGAAAACGAGUUGCGAGACUCGCAGGCUGCACCGUUGCCACUACAAUCUACCUAUACCUACGGUUCAUCUAGUUCCCUCCCUGAGGAUAACACCAAAGAGCAACAGCGAUUGGAUUUCCUGAUUGGUCAGCACAAUGCUACAAUGAUCGCACUCCAAAAUUCCAUUAAAGCAGACCAACAGCGACUGAAAAACCUUUCAAUCAAAUAUCAGGGAGAGAUGCAAAGCCAAACGCAUUGGCUUCGCGGUGAAGUAGCACGAAUUGGAGAUCUAAUUAAGCACCAAAACGAGCAAGUUUCGCAGAUCACUGCUUGGCAAAUUUCGGAGCGCUCCCGUCUAGAAACAAUUUUACUGCAACAUCGCGGAUCAUUGGACGAAUUACAGCUUCGGAUGAACCAAGACCGGAACUAUCUGCAAAAUCUGGCCACAAAGUACAAGGUGUCCGUAGAGGAGCUUGAAACGUGGCAGAACAAGGAGCUGAAGCGCCUUCAAGACCAGGGGCAUCAGCAGCUUAAUGAUCAAAUCAAAAACUGGCAAGCUAUUGUAAGCACCAACCUUCGAGAUAUAGCGGUUCAAAACCAACUGACGCUUGAGGAGUUUAAGACAUACAUUAUAAGUGAUCGCAGUCACUUGGAGGAGAUGGCGAAAACAUAUAAGGUAAAGGUGGAGGAGAUUGAGCAGUUGAUAAAAAGCGAGUUGAAGAAGUUUCAGUCAGAGGGUUUGCUUAAGGCUGUGGAGCAGGAGUUGAUUUUGUGGCAGCAGAAGGAACGUGACCGUCUGCAGGCCAUCGUGCAUCAGAACUCAAUGACCGUAGAGCAGCUGGAAACUCGGAUUAAGAACGAUCAAGACCACUUCUUUAAACUGGCCGAUAAGUACAAGAUCAGCGUUGAGGACAUUCAAGAUUGGCUAAAGAAGGAGUUGCUGCGGUUGCAGAGUGCUGGCUUGAUUAAGGCGGAAUCCUUAAAGGAGUGGCAGCAGCAAGAGCGCGCUCAAAUUUCUUUGUUAGUGCAACAGAAUAAAUACUCCUUCACCGAGCUCGAACGCAAAAUGCUGUCCGAUCGAGCACGUCUUCAAACCAUUUCGGAAACUUAUAAUAUUAAGGUAUCUGAGAUAGAGCAAUGGAUCAAGUCCGAGGGAGAUCGACUCCAAAAGGAGGGACAGCUGAGAAUGGAGUCACAGCUUAACAACUGGCAGAAAAUCGAGCACCAACGCCUUCUAGAUCUUAUUAAUAAGAAUAACCUCUCCAUCGAGGAAAUAGAGUCAAAGAUCAGUAAGGAUCAAACUCACCUCUAUAGCUUGGCCCAACAGCACCAGGUGCGUGUCGAGGAGAUCGAACAGUGGAUCAAAAAGCAGAUCCAAAAUUUGCAAAAUCAGGGCUUGAUAGAAAUGAAUAAGCUGAAAGACUGGCAGCUGGAAUGGCGCGGCAAUCUCACAAAUAUGGUGCAGGACCGCGACUUUACCGUCGAGGAGUUCCACAAGUGGCUGCUUAAGGAUCGAUCACAGUUACAGAAUUUAGCCAUGCAGCACAACGUACAGAUCGAGGAAAUAGAACAGUUUGUUCAUAAGGAGGAGCAGCGCUUCAUCGGAAUGGGUCUAUUAAAACCCAAUGAAAAGCUGACCAACUGGCAGGAGGUAGAGCGGUUGCAUCUUAAGAACCUGGCCCAGCAGCAGUUUAAGUCUACCGAGCAAUUGGAGGCCCGCUUAAGACAAGAUCGUGAGCUCCUUGAACACCUGGCGCGCCAGUACAGCGUUCAGGUAGAGGAAAUCGAAAGCUGGAUGAAGCAGGAGCUGGCACGCAUGCGCGACGAAGGACAGCUUCAAAUCGAUAAUCUUACAUCGUGGCAGCUGGCAGAACGCGAACGUUUGGAGACCCUGAUCAAGCAGAACCAGCAGUGGAGCGCCGAUGAGUUGAGAACCGAGUUGGAAAAGGAUCGCGAACACAUGCAAACAAUGGCAUUUCAGUACCACACAUCAGUCGAGGAGAUCGAGAAAUGGAUCGAAGGCGAAGUUGAACGGCUGAAACAGAAGGGAAAACUUAACAUCGAAAAACUAUCCGGCUGGCAACGCUCCGAACAGCAUCGAAUUUUCUCGCUUCUCCAGCAAAACUCCAAUAUAACCUUGGAGCAAUUCCAAUCCAAGAUACAAAAUGACCGUCGUUUUUUGAUAAAGCUUGCGGAACAGCAUCACGUUCAUAUAGAGGAAGUGGAGAAAUAUGUUAAGCAGGUGAUCGAUGACCUGCGCAAGAGUGGACAGUUUGAUAUAGAGCAACUACAAACAUGGCAGAAGGUGGAGAGAGACUAUAUUAAGAGUUUAAUUUCCGAGUACAAGAACGGGCUGUCUACUGCUGAAUACGAGGAAAAAUUACUAGCAGAUCGCGCCCAUCUAAACCAUCUAGCUGAUCAAUAUCGGCUAAACGUGGAGCAGAUCGAGGAGUGGAUGAUCGCGGAACUAAAACGUUUGCGUGGCAGUUCUGAGGAAUCUCUAAAAAACCUCAGCGACUGGCAGGUGUCCGAGUUGGAUCGCCUGCAAAACCUGGUGAAGCAGCAGAACCACCUUACCUUUGUGGAGUUCGAGCUUGAGCUAAACCAAGAGAGAGAGCGUCUGCAGAACCUAGCAAACAAAUACUCUGUAAGCAUUGUAGAAAUCGAAGAUUGGCUUCGACAGCAGCUGAUCAAACUGCGAACUACGGGUCAGACAACGGUCGAAAAUUUAAGCAAGUGGCAAGUAGACGAACAACAGCGACUUAUAGAACUACUGCUUAAAAAACAGCAAGAGAUACCAUACGAGCAAAUGGAGCAAGAGCUGACACAGGAUAACGCCCGCCUGCGUACCAUCUCGCAGACGCAUCAUGUAAAUAUUGAACAGGUUGACCAAUGGAUGCGAGAGGAGCUGCGACGACUUCAGAGCUCCGGUCUUAUACAGUUCGAUCAGCAGACAAGGUGGCAGCAGGAGAUCAGCAACGGAUUCAAAAAAUGGUUAAAGAAUCAGCUUAACGGAGCAAGUUAUAAGGAGUUUAUUGCCUUUCUCAAGCGCGAUAAACAGCGAAUGGACAGCAUCGCAUCAGAGUAUCACGUGACUGUGGAACAGGUGGAGAAAUGGGUUCAAAAAGAAGCCGCUCGACUUUCGCUGAUCGGAGUGAUUGAACGUCCUGAAAACCACGUGAAGUACGAAGACAUCGGUAACAUAUGGUUCGACGAACAGCCUGCUACUUGGAAGAACGAAUUGUUGUCGCAUCUUCGAAGCGUGACUCGGGAGCGACCCUUCUCUCAGCAAGAAUUUGAGAGCUAUUUGAUCAGCAACAAGCCAAUUUUCGAACGGAUUACCAGCCAGUACCACGUCACAAUCGCAGACGUUCAUUUGUGGCUGAGCCAGAGCGCUAAGAGCGAGGGCCUGGUCACCACCGAGUGGCAAACUAAGGAACGACUUUACAUCGAGGAACUUAUCAACCAACAACAUCGCAAGCAGCAACGGUGGACCAUCGAUGAGCUAGAGCUCUGGCUAAGCCACGAUCUAAAGCACCUACAGGAUGCCGUCGUCCAGUAUCAUUUGACAGCCGAAGAGUUGAAGGUGUGGUAUAAGAACGAGCUAAGUCGACUGGUGGAGCAACACAAAAUAGACCGUGGCUCGGACCUCGCGUGGCACUCUCAGGAGUUGCAACGGAUAUACCUGGUGAUUGUGAAUAACACGGACAUAGAUAAGAUAGCUUUAGAAAAAUCUACUUUUGAUGACGUCCAUCUCCUAGCGUCACAAUAUCAGACUUCUGUCGAUAAGCUAAGGCAGUUCAUUCUGAAUAAGCUGAGUCACUUCUCGGACUUGGGCAUUUUGAAGGAUGUAAGACGACAGAGCAAUAACUGGCAUGAACAGGAACGAAAUCGUUUGCGAGAAGUGGCUGCUGGUGUUGUGAUUACUGAAAAGGAGCUUCUAGAUUUUGUCGCACAGGACACAAGCUUCCAGAAACAAUUAGCUCAGUUCUAUCAGGUGGGUCUGGAUCAAUUAGCGCCCGUGCAGCGCAUAUUUAUCGGCAACAUGAAACGAGAAAAAUUAUUAGAACAGCGCCGAUUAAAUAAGUUAACCACUUGGCAACAGCGGGAACGUGAUCGCCUUUACGAAUUUAUCGGCAAUCAAAACAUUACGCAGGCUGAGUUAAAUAAUUGGCAGAACCAGGCUACCAAUUUGCUAGAGGAAUUCUCAUUGAAAUACGAAAUCACAGCUCAGCAACUAAAAGACUGGCAAAAGAAGGAGCUUGGACGCAUUAACCAGAUAGCGCGAUACUAUGCCAUGUCGCAGAGUGACCUGCAACAAUUUCGUGAGGGCGAACUUCGCCAAAUAGUUCACGUUAACCAUCGCUGGUUUAUGACCCCUACCGAAUCCAAAACAUAUGAGAAGCGUUUUCAAUGGGCUCUGAGCCGGCUGCAAAGUCGCUUUGGCACGUUCGGUCAAGACCUGGUUGUUUGGCGCCGCACCCUUUUCCUACUAAGCCAGGGUCUCAUUGACUUAUCGGUAGACAGCGGCUCUAAAGGCGGCUACGUACUGGAUCCAGGAAGCACCAACGCUACUGUUGCCUACAAACCAAUAUUCUCCAAAGAUCGCGGGGACCAGCCGCCGCACACUUAUGAGGAUACCUUUGUUGACGGUGACGAACCUGGUCUGGAGGGAGAGGCAACCCGUUCUCGACUAUCACAGCCCUCUAUUUUUCUACCUUCAUCCACUCCUCCGGUUCCCUAUAACCAAGUUGUACCACUUAGUGGCUUAGAAUACCUUCGUCAAUACCACACCUCAAAUGUUCCAGUGGGCACUUCCGCUGCCUCGGUCAACGUUGGGCCGGCCCUAUCCUCAGCCAGUGCUAGUUCAACCAUUAAGAAAUGGAAUCGGGCGGCUGGCGAUGAAGCAUCGCAACAAAAUUAUGAUCCUAGCCAACAGUUAGAGAUCGAUGAGCUGGAAUGGAACGAAAAUCUUAAGGAUCUUCGUCAGCAGGAGGUUGAGGACCAUGACUUGAAUCUUCAGACAGAGAACCUAAGUCAGCAGCAGAUUCAGGUUGAAGAUGUUCGUAAAACUCACGAGCUGGACCCCAACAAUAGCAGGAACAAAAUUGAGGUAAAAGCGACUGCACAGCCAUCCUUCUGGGAGAAGCUUAAGGGUAAACUCGGCUGAGAAGAAAAACAAAAAACGGUAAUUUACCGAAGAGCUUGCAGAGUCUGACUUAUAAAGUGGCUACGCGAGUUCAUAAAAAAUAUAAUAUUUUCUACAGAUAUUUCUUUAAUCACUAGUUUUAAUAAAAAAAUAUUUUUU
This is a messenger RNA of Drosophila eugracilis, 6856 nucleotides long. Its product is annotated as tiggrin. The transcript is spliced from 6 exons. Lineage: Eukaryota; Metazoa; Arthropoda; Insecta; Diptera; Drosophilidae. The record is from RefSeq and is a predicted model, not a curated record. The coding region runs from base 173 to 6718 and encodes 2181 amino acids.